Messenger RNA from Penicillium mononematosum, 291 nucleotides. RefSeq lists its product as uncharacterized. The record is from RefSeq and is a predicted model, not a curated record. The coding region runs from base 1 to 291 and encodes 96 amino acids. Lineage: Eukaryota; Fungi; Ascomycota; Eurotiomycetes; Eurotiales; Aspergillaceae. The transcript has 2 exons.
AUGUCUGUUUAUCCCCUUGAACAGAACGCACCACCAGAGUCCUCAAAGCCACCAUGGAAGCCAAUGCCAUACUCACGCCCAAAACAUCGGGCACCAUACUCCCCAACAGAACAUGGGUAUGGCAAUGGUCCACCGCGCCGCAGUAUCACCCCAUACCAGAGGCACCGUCCGCCGACCGCGUUUAGCAUCGCCGGCUUGAUCAGACAUGUCCUGCAAUUGAACGGUGGAGAAAAUAAUGCCUAUGAUGACAAGAAGCCACUGUCCCGACAAUCCAAGCGGGUGAAGAGGUAG